Molecule: messenger RNA, 7206 nt
Organism: Motacilla alba alba
Lineage: Eukaryota; Metazoa; Chordata; Aves; Passeriformes; Motacillidae
Gene: SYT13
Product: synaptotagmin 13
Exons: 6
Coding region: 362-1657 (431 amino acids)
Biological process (GO): regulation of dopamine secretion; calcium-ion regulated exocytosis; cellular response to calcium ion
Molecular function (GO): phosphatidylserine binding; clathrin binding; calcium-dependent phospholipid binding
Source: RefSeq, a predicted model, not a curated record
GUCUUUCCUCUCUAUCACACAUCAGACUUUUCCCAGUGGAGCUGGAGAACAGGCUUCAAUGAAAACUGCCUGUUUGCAGCUAUAUGGAGAUUGCAGGCACCACAAUUACUAUUUCCUCUCCCUGACCUGGAGCAGCAAUUCCAUCAGCAGGACAGAAAGGUAGCCUUGUUGCCUAGCAAAGGUGGGAUGAUUUAUCUGUGUGUCUAGAUUGGUCCCUUUGCUGCAAAGAGAAUUGCUUUCAGACUUCUAAGGAGAAUGAAGCCAGCCUAGAAUUCAGAGUGGAUGUGGGAGAGCUGCUCUCCCAGGGAGUAGAAAGAGCCACAGGGUCUCUCUGCUUUCUGUUCCUGUGCAGUGCAGGACAAUGGUUUUGUCUGCUCCAGUUAUAGCCCUGGGGGCUACCUUAGGGACUGCAACUAGCAUCCUUGCCCUCUGCGGCCUCACCUGCUUCUGCAAAUGCAAGCAACCUGGGAAAGGACUCUCAGAAAAGGACCAAGAGGAUGAGAUGGAAAAUACUAAGCCCAGUGUGCUUCAGCCAGUCCAGCAAUUCAACAUUAAGAAAACUGCAGAGCCAGUCCAGCCUCGAGCACUUCUGAAGUUUCCCAACAUUUAUGGCCCCAAACCAGAAGUAACUUCACCUGAAAUUGUUAACUACACUCAGUACUCUCUGAAGACAACAGAAGAACCAGCUCCUGGAAAACAUACUGCUUUGGAUGAGAAUAGGAUAAAGAUACAAGUCAAUGAGGAGCUGUUUGUUCUCCCUCAAAACGUUCCAGGUGUGGUCAAGGACGUGUGUGUCACGGAGCACCUGAAGCCCGAGCGGGCAGCCGGCGGGCAGCAGGCCCCCGAGCUGCACUACUCCCUGCUCUACGACCCGCAGCGGGCCCAGCUGAGUGUGACCCUCCUCCAAGCUAUGCAUGGCGGAAUGAGUGGGGACCAAGACACUGGCUGCCAUUGCUACAUACUGGGCACAUUGGAGAGCAAGUCUGGCAUUGCUGAGGCCCAGACAGAACUGAAGAAGAAGGUACUUCACACCCUUUGGGAGGAGGUGCUGCAAUUCCCACUAACAGAGGAGGAGAUGCCAGGAGGAACACUGACUCUCACCCUGAGAAACUGUGACAAGUUCUCCAGGCACAGCAUUGUGGGGGAACUGAAACUGAACCUUGCUGAAAUGGAGGAAUCCUUUGGGAAGGCCCAGUGGGAAAGGCUAAAGAGCCCAGAGAAGGAGCCAUCCACAGGCCAUGGGGAGGUUCUGCUCUCUAUCAGUUACCUGCCAGCAGCUAAUCGCCUGCUGGUGGUGAUUAUUAAGGCUAAAAACCUCCAUUCCAAACAGCUGAAAGAUCUACUUGGAAGUGACGUUUCUGUCAAGGUGACACUGAGGCAUCAGUCACUGAAGCUGAAGAAGAAGCAGACCAAACGUGCAAAACACAAGAUCAACCCUGUGUGGAAUGAGAUGAUCAUGUUCGAGGUGCCUCAUGAGCUCCUGCGUGCCUCCAGCGUGGAGCUGGAAAUGCUGAGCCAGGAUGGAGCUGGCCAGAGCCAUGUGCUUGGCAAGUGCAGUCUGGGCUUACAUGUCACAGGCACAGAGAGGAACCACUGGGAAGAAAUGCUGAGGAACCCCAGGAAACAGAUAGCUAUGUGGCACCAGCUCCACAUGUAGGCUCAUCGUGAUUACUGAUGACAAGAUUCCCACCAGGCCUCAGAGCCUGGGGGAAUAAGCUGGAUUUCCUCUUCCACCUUCACCUCCAUGAAAUUGCUCAGCACAGCACUCUUACUACACCACCCUUCUCUGAUCUUCCUGACCAUUCUAGCCCAGGAAACUGUCUGGAAAAUGUUUUUAAAGGACAGUCUCUCACCUAAUCAAGUGGUUGUCUCAAACAAGGGGUUGGCUGCCUGGAUGGUUUGAAUUAAUUUUAUUUACGUGCCCACUGUCUCUUCUGAGAGAUCACUGUUUCUGUAGAGGAGCAGAGGGGAGGAAAGAAGAGCAAAGUUAUCAUGGAAAUGUAAGCCCUUCAUUGGCAUCUGUGCUGUCACCCAAGUCCCUUGAUGAGUGUAGGCUCCAUAAUCACAAAUAUGCAACUAUUUUAUCAAUCACUGCUUUUCAUAAUGCUCAGCAAGACUGAGAAAUGAAGAUCAGAGAACUGACCAUCGUGGCAGGCACAAAAAAUCAGUAUGAAAAAGAGAGUGAAGCCAAAGUGCAGUAAACGGAUACCUAGAAAAAUACACAGAAUGAAGGGAGAGAACAGAGGAAGAAGAAAGGCUGAGACAGUCAACACCCUCUCCCUAUGUAGGCUGUGAAGCAAACACUGCCGAGCAAGAAGUCAAAUACCUUCCUUUACUUUUUUUUCCUGGAGAGUUUGAUACCUUGUAUAUAAGAUUCAUGAAAACUGCUGAAAAUAUUAAUGUUUCAGGACCCUUUAGCAGAAUACCUGUACCAUUUAUCUUUCUAUGGUGUCAUCCAGGAAGAUCCUAAAUAUGGACAAAAAGUUAUUGUUGAUGUUACCUCCUAAAACUUGGACCAAAUCUUUCUGUUUACUGCCAUAUUUUCUGUUUGGAUUUAUCCCAAGUUUCAAAUAUGCUAUUUAUAUUCCAGGCAAAUCUAAAAUUAGGCAAAAGAAGUGGGAUCAUUCCAUACCUUAGCAGCUGGUAUGGUUUUGGUUUGACAGGUAACGAUUGCACUCAAAUCCUCAUACCAGCAUUACUCAAAGACAACCCUUAUUAACUGCCAUGUAUUUCAUCACUUCCAGACAGAAGGAAUUCACCAACCAGACAGACUCUCCAGGGCUUGUUUUUUGUGUGCACUUUUAAUAUUUGAUGUGGCUUAAAUGUUAUUUUUGACUGUCCUUUUUUUUUGUGUUUCUAGAUGGACUGAAAGUCUGGCAUUGGCAGCGAUAAUGUCAUGACCCUAUAAGCACACUGCUUGUCUUACUACUUUUUUUCGAGUAGUAGACACAACUUUAAGGGACUUCCAUGGGGACAAGGCAUCCAAAAAUCUGGAAACAGAACCAUAUAAUUUGUAGCCCUGAAAAUCUCAGAGAGCUUCAUAUUUGCAGGGUCAGAUUGCUCCUUGUUUAAAUCAAAAUAUUAAGCUAAGCUUUAACUAGUAUCCAUCCUAUUCUGAUGGUGCAGUCCAACAAGUCUAGCAGCUUGUCAAGGGAAGGCUGCCAUCCUGUUGGCAAAGAGAAAACAACAGAACCAGGGUCUGAAAACUGGCUGAAGCCCAGGCACAAUGGGUUAUGAACUGGGAAAUGAAGUUCAGCUGGAAGUCAGUAACUAGUGGUGACUGGGGCUGGUCGUGACACUGACAUUUAGCACCUUCAUACAUGACCUAGACAAUGGUGCAGAGCAUGGCCUCAGCAGGUUUGUAGAUGAAGCAAAACUUGGAGUAGUGAUUGAUACACAAGGCAGUUGUGCUGACAUUCAGAGGGAUGCUGAGAGAAAUGCUGGAGAAAUGCUGGGCUAACAGGAACCUCCUGAAAUUCAACAAGGAGAAGUGGCACCUGAGGAAGAACAACCUUGCAGUGCAGGGGUGAAGGCUGACAAUCUGUAAAGGAGCUUUCCAGAAAAGGUCCUGGUGGACGCCAAGUUGAACAUGAGCCAGCAGCAUGGUCUUGCAGCAGAGAAGGACAACAGUGCCUUGUGCUACAUAAAGCAAUGCCAGCAGGUCAAAGGAGGGUGAUCCUGCCUUUGAACUCAGCACCAGUGAGGGCCCUUCUGGAAUGCUGUGUCUGUUGCAGGACUCCCCAGGGCAAGAAAGAUAUGGAGAUUCUGGAAAGAGUGCAGCAAAUGGCCAUGAAGACGUUUAAGGGACUGGAGCAUCGUCUGUAAGAGUCUGAGAGAGCUGGAACUGUUUAGAUCAAUGUGUACAGAUACUUGACCUGGGAGAGGACAAAAAAAGACAGAGAGAGACUCUUUUUUCACUGGUGUCCAGUGACAGGACAAGAGUCAAGGUCACAAGUUGCAAUGUAGGUAAUUCCAUUUGAACACAUGAAAAAUACCAAGAAUAAACCUGCUUUUUUACUGUGAGUAUAAUCAAAUACAUGGGGGUCCCCAUGCUUGGAGACAGUGAAAAUUUGAUGAGAUACAGUGUGAACAACCUGCUCUAGUUUAUCCCACUUUGAGUAGGGGUGAGUUUGGACAAUAUGAUCUCCAGAGGCCCUUUAUAUCAUCAGCAAUGCUAUGAUUCUGUGAAGAAACUGACAAGGUAGAUGCACACUGAGAACUGUUAUCUUUACACCACUAUUUCUUUUGUGGGUGGUGUAGCCAGGAGUUACAGGAUCAUUUGGAAGAGAGCAAUAAAAUCAUCUUUGAGCAAUCAGACAGACAGAAAAGCUAAGUAUGCCCAUGAAUCUUACACCCAAUAUUUUAAUCUCUGAUAUUGAUCUGUUGGCUACAGGGCAUGCAAACAAAAAGAAAAUUGGUUUCUUGUUUUGCUCUUCUCAUAUAGGGUUUUGUUUACUAACACAAAGCUGAAGGAUACUGUGAGUAAUCUGGACACAGGGGUCUAGUUGAUAGUCAAUUCUUAGUGCUUACUGUGAUCCUGAUUUGCCUGUAGAUGUACCUACAGGUAUGGAGUAAUCACUUCCAUAUAAGUGCAGAAAUUACUGGUGUGUUGGCCUAAUCCACGUAUAGGUUUCAGGCAGCACUGUGAUUUUUUGAGGGCUAAUGAUAAGAAGGAUAACUUCACAUAAUGAUGCCAUUUGGCUGGCAAUGGAAAGCCUGAAGGGCCAAAUAUUUGCCUUGCUGCCAACUCCUCUAGUUCUGCAUCCUGCUUGUUUCAAUGAGCCUUUUAUAACAUCUUGAUGACUGAUUGUAAACAGCAUUAUCUGCCCGUGCCCUGGUGAUUCUGGCACACCCUGUAAUAGAUAUCAAUCAGUCCCAUGGCAUUUAAAAGCAUAGAUCCUCAGAAUCUGACUUAGCUGUGGCAAAACAAUGUCCUCUUUUACAGUGGACAAAUACGUGUAUACACACUACUUAACCACGAAUCUGUCUUAGGAGCAAAGUGGUGCCAUCAGUGUUAAUGAACGGCAUUGUUUCCUCCUUUGCUGCAGUGGGAUUUAAUGGGAAAGAGAGAAAGAGUGCAAAUGCAUACAUCUUCCCCGGAUGGAUCAUUCUUGCUGUCUGGCAUUUUAGCCUGCAAAGAAUGCUCCUCGCCAUCAGCACAGCCCGAACAAAGGCUGCCAGGAGUCGCCGGGAGGAGGCGGCCGCUGGCCGGGGCUGACAGCGGGCACGUAACGGGGACGAGGAAUGCUGCGUACGUGUGGUACCCGAGGGCAGCGCGCCCAGCCCGGCCUUUCGAGCUCUGCUACCAGGAGCUGUGUGUCAUCCAUCGCAUUCCAGCGUCUGCCCAGGCCCUGCCCUCAUCCCUCCGAACAGCCUGUGCAGCAGUGCCUGGGUGUCCCUGAGCCUCAGCACCCCAAGGGCCGAGGUGCUAAACUGUCCCAGCAGACAGACGGCUGGGAAUGGUUGUGGUAGGUGAUAAAAAGAUAAAUCCGAAUUAUUUGGAAAUGCCAUUGUAGCAAGCAGCUUCAGCAACUUAAGCUGUCAAAGUAUCGCUGAAGUGCAAUAAGGACAGAGCCAGACAUUCCCUCGGUUUGCAGCUCCUGAAGCUGAAAAUGCAGGAGCAUCAGCAAGCACCACUGUGUAUUAAAUUAAAGGAUGCUGCUUAUAAAUUGCAUCGUGAGAGAAGAAGCAAAAAAACCCAGUUAUGGCAAUUAAUGUUCCUAAGACAUAUGUGGGACCAAAAGCAGCCACAAGAGUCCCCAGUGGCUAGUUAGUGGCUGGACUGAUCAUUUUGCCUGUUAUAAGCAUUAACACGAGGAAGCUGGAAGCCAAGAGACUGAAAGGAAUAAGGAAGGAGAAAAAAAAAAAAGAUGGUGUGAGGCAGUCUACCUGGUCAGAAUGAAUGAUCCUUUUCACUAAAGGCGAGAAUUGUGAGUUUAAGGAUAGGGAUUCACAGUCCCUCAUCCAGCAACAAAGCACAAACAACCAGAUUACUGUAAAGAAGCCUGAGAAAUGCAGCUCCCAGUAUAUUACCCAGCUUUGCCUGGGAAAGGUGGCCUCCUGAGGUGGCCUCUGCUCAGAGGAGGGGGCUGAGAGGCCAGAGGAAAUGACUUGUGACUACAUUGAGCUCCUUUGUUAAAAUAUAGACUGUAGCCAUCUGUUGUUUUGCCUCAACCUGCCCUCAGAGCUAGAUCUUCCUCCCCAAAAAUGAUCUAGUUUGAUUUCAAGCAAAUUGUCCUACUGUGGAAGGAUUAAUAAGCACAAAUCAUCGAUACUCACUAAAAUAUCUGGGAUGUUUUAGACUCAUUACUACCCUCAGCAUCCUUCCCCAGUUGUAAGGGGAGUGGUUACAGUUGGUGCCCUGUAAGGGUAAUAUUUUUUCAGUGCAGGGUUUUCUCCUCAAUUGUUGUCCCAAAUAUCCUUGCAUGCUAAUAAGAAACAUGUUUGCUUUGCAAAGAGGCAAUACAUCAGAAAGUAAUGGAAAAUUCCCUUCAGCAGGACUGGGAAAAUUUUCAAGCUCAACUAUUUUCCCAGGUACCGAUGGGCUUUCAAUACCUUGAAUGGCUGUACCUUGUAUUUUGCUAGCAUCUGUCUUCAGUAUUAUCUGGCGGUAGCAUUCAAAACCACUCUUUUUUUUUUUCCCCUCAAAAUGAAAUAGGUUGUCAUUUGGGCCCUAGAAUUACAGCCCAAGAUUUCCCCAAAUUUUCCUAAUGUCUAAGAUGAGUUGACUACAGUGAGAUUUAAUAAGAACUGGAAGUUAAAGUGGCUUGGACCAUGCUUCUUGCACUCUUUUGAAGGACAGUUUGAAGUCUGAUUGAAGGACAGAGCUUUGACAGCAUUUCUAUGUGUUUCAGAAUUCAACUAGGUAUUAAAAUGUAUUUGAUUAAUUUGUUGAAAGAUAAGCAUGAUGAGUAAAUAGUAACACUCAAUACUUAAUAUUAUUUCUUCUGUUUUCAAUAUGCACAAGAAAAGUAGCAAAGUGAAAUAGUGAUUUGUGGCCUUUCAGCAUGAGGGGGCUUUUCUGCUUACUUGGUCCUUUGGUGUCCCAGUGUGUUUAUUGUACAAGGCCAGAUAUUGUUUGUCAAGACUCUAUAUUGUUCUCACAAUCCAACACACAAAAACAGAGCAUGAUGCUCAGCCAUUGUGUCUAAUAUUACAGCACAACAUGUAAAACACUGCAAGUAAAUAAUUCCAAGCUGUACCAGU